Molecule: messenger RNA, 912 nt
Organism: Tachysurus vachellii
Lineage: Eukaryota; Metazoa; Chordata; Actinopteri; Siluriformes; Bagridae
Gene: tssk6
Product: testis-specific serine kinase 6
Exons: 1
Coding region: 1-912 (303 amino acids)
Biological process (GO): protein phosphorylation; cellular response to glucose starvation; intracellular signal transduction
Molecular function (GO): ATP binding; protein serine/threonine kinase activity
Source: RefSeq, a predicted model, not a curated record
AUGGACGACGAGACAAAGAUAUUAAAAAAAAAUGGCUACAUACCGGACCGUACACUGGGUGAAGGGUCUUAUGGCAAGGUCAAGUCUGCCUACUCUAAAGAACUGAAGAAAAAAGUUGCUAUCAAAAUCAUUGACCUGAAAAAAGCACCCUCUGAGGUGCUGCAGAAAUUCCUGCCACGUGAACUGGAGAUCAUCUCCUCACUCAUCCACCCACACAUUGUAAGGACCUUCAAGAACUUUUAUAUAGAUGCAAAAAAGCUGUUGAUUGUGAUGGAACUGGUAGAGCAGGGUGACUUGCUUGAUCUCAUUAAAACCAGAGGCAAACUUACAGAAGAACUCUCUAAAAAACUGUUCCGCCAACUAGCACUUGCUGUCAAGUUCAUCCAUGAUCAAAAUAUUGUUCAUCGGGACUUGAAGUGCGAGAACCUGCUGCUCGAUAAAAAGUUCAACUUGAAAGUCACAGACUUUGGCUUUAGCAAGAGACUAGAUUAUGUGGAUGGAGAGAUGAUGCUGAGUGACUCAUUCUGUGGGUCUACAGCAUAUGCAUCACCAGAAUUACUGCAGAAUCUACCUUAUAACCCUAAAGUGAAUGAUGUGUGGAGCAUGGGUGUUGUGCUCUUCAUCAUGCUGACAGGUACCAUGCCCUUCGAUGACUCCAAUCCUAUGAAGAUGUUGGAAACUCAGAAGAAACAUACCAUCAAAUUCCCUAAACAUGCACAGAAGUACAAGUCUGCGUAUGACCUCAUCUACCGCAUGCUGGACCCUGACCCUCUCAAAAGGAUUGACGUCAACUGCAUCCUCCAACACCCGUGGCUACAGGAAGAGCCCAAAUUAGUUAAACGUAUCCAGAGACAAUUAAGAGGUCCAUCUACAUCAAAGGACUGCACAGAGGGUGCUAAACACAAGAGGUAA